UGUGUGCCCUGCCGUCCCCACUCACCACUGCGGGCUGGACAGGAGAUCAACCGGUCACUCCCAGGACGCCCAGGUCAAGGGGGCCUGAAGUCACCUCGUGAAGGAGGCCGGGGAGGCUGCUGGAUCCCGGAUCUCUCCCACCCGUCCCGAGAUGUGCACGGGCUCCUGUGCCAAGUGCCUGGGCUGGGCCCUCAUCCCCCUGGCCGUGGGCGGCUUCCUGGCCAACGUCCUCCUGUUUUUCCCGGGGGGAAAGGUGCUGGACAAUAAUGACAACCUGUCCGAGGAGGUCUGGUACUUCGGAGGCAUCUUGGGCAGUGGGGUGCUGAUGAUCUUCCCCGCACUGGUCUUCCUGGGCCUGAAAAACAAUGACUGCUGCGGCUGCUGCGGGAACGAGAGCUGCGGGAAGCGCUUCGCGAUGCUCUCCUCCACCCUGUUCGCUGUGAUCGGCUUCCUGGGCGCCGGAUACUCCUUCUCCGUCUCCGCCGUGGCCAUCAACAGAGGCCCCAAGUGCCUCGUGGCCAUGGGCACGAACGGGACCCAGUGGACGUACCCCUUCACGGACGGGAACUACCUCGGUGGUGGUGGCAAGGACUUAUGGUCCAAGUGCCUGAAACCUGAGAACAUCAUCCCCUGGAACCUGACCCUCUUCUCCAUCCUGCUGGUCAUCGGGGGCAUCCAGAUGUUCCUCUGUGCCAUCCAGGUGGUCAACGGCCUCCUGGGCACCCUGUGUGGGGACUGUCGCUGUUGCUGCUGCUGUGGGGACGACGGACCCGUGUAAACCCCACGAACAGCUGCCCCGGGGGCUGCCCACGGAGGCCAGUGGGGGGCCGGACUCUCCUGCCCACGGCGUCCCCACUGUGCUGACGCCACGUUCCUCUCCGGUGAAAGGCGCAGCUGGUGUGGCCACCGGGCAGAGGCGAGGCGGCGAAGCGUCUGCCGGAUGAGCUUCUCUUCUGAAGCGAAGAGCAGAGUUUCAGCUGCCGUCUCGAGUUCUCCUCCCGUUGGGGAUACUCCCGGUCACACGGGGCUGUGCCUCUUUGUAAAUAAAGAUGUUUAUACCUUGGCGAGUUCUGCCUGACACAGGGAGAAAGCACAUUAAAAGUGAGAAACUGA
Molecule: messenger RNA, 1113 nt
Organism: Sorex araneus (European shrew)
Lineage: Eukaryota; Metazoa; Chordata; Mammalia; Eulipotyphla; Soricidae
Gene: TM4SF4
Product: transmembrane 4 L six family member 4
Exons: 5
Coding region: 152-778 (208 amino acids)
Cellular component (GO): membrane
Source: RefSeq, a predicted model, not a curated record